Copidosoma floridanum is the source of this 900-nucleotide messenger RNA. RefSeq names its product ribosomal protein S3A (gene RpS3A). Gene Ontology annotation, cellular component: ribosome. Gene Ontology annotation, molecular function: structural constituent of ribosome. Gene Ontology annotation, biological process: translation. Lineage: Eukaryota; Metazoa; Arthropoda; Insecta; Hymenoptera; Encyrtidae. The record is from RefSeq and is a predicted model, not a curated record.
CGUGCUCGGCAGCCUCUUUCGUUGUAAGUGUCCACCAUGGCUGUCGGUAAAAAUAAAGGGCUGUCGAAAGGAAGUAAAAAGAGCCUCAGGAAAAAGGCUGUUGAUCCUUUCACGCGCAAAGACUGGUACGAUGUUAAAGCACCCUCGGUCUUCACUGUCCGGCAGGUCGGCAAAACUCUGGUCAACAGGACCCAGGGAACAAAAAUCGCUUCGGAAGGUUUGAAGCAUCGAGUAUUUGAAGUUUCCUUGGCUGAUCUCCAGGGUGAUCAAGGUGCUGAAAGAUCUUUCUGUAAAUUCAAGCUCAUCGCCGAGGAUGUUCAAGGACGUAAUGUCCUUACCAACUUCCAUGGUAUGGACCUCACAACAGACAAAUUGAGAUCCAUGGUUAAAAAAUGGCAGACCUUAAUCGAAGCUGUAGUUGAUGUCAAAACCACUGAUGGUUACAGUUUAAGAGUAUUCUGCAUUGGUUUUACCCAAAAACAACCAUUAAGCCAGCGAAAGACCUGCUACGCUCAACACUCUCAGGUGCGAAAUAUUCGCAGGAAAAUGGUUGAAAUAAUCACCGAAAACGUUACCAAGAGUGAUUUGAAAGGCGUCGUCAGCAAAUUGUUGCCCGAUGCUAUUGCCAAGGACAUUGAAAAGGCAUGCCAGGGCAUUUACCCACUCCACGACGUAUGCAUUCGUAAGGUUAAGGUAUUAAAGAAGCCCCGCUUCGAGCUGAGCAAGCUUCUCGAACUGCACGGCGAUGGUGGCAGUGGCAAGAGUGCCGAAGGUGGUGAAAGUGGGUCCAAAGUCGAUAGACCUGAGGGAUACGAACCCCCAGUGCAAGAGCUCGUCUAAUCGGACAAUUGUUGAUUCCAUUUUAUCAUUUAAUAAAAAAAUUUGAUCUUUGAAAAAAAA